AUGAAGGACUUAACUUCUCAGUUAACGGACUUGAAUGUCCUGUAUGACAAUAAUAGACACUCUGAAGUAGCCAAAACGUGUAAAACGCUGAUUGACAGAGGUGUUGUUGACAAGAAGCCUAUACUGAGACAAUGGCUAGUUGCAUUGAUCAAGACAGACCAAUACAAAAAAUCCUGGGAGCUUUUGAAUCAAUAUGAUGCCGACAUAAGUGACGAAUUCUACUUGGAAAGGUUGUACGUUCUCUACAAACUUGGUUACACAAAGGAGUUUGACAAACUAUACCAAAAAUUGAAAACUAUUGUACGCGAUGAAAGCUCACAGAACAGGGGACUGUUGCACGUACGUGCGCAAUUCUGCUUCAAAAAUGGCAGAUAUGACGAGGCUGCUGAAAUAUACGAAGUCCUUUCGCAGCAUAAUGAACAGCAACUGGAUAAUGAAACCGAGAUUGCUUGCAACGAACGUGCAGCCGCAGCUUUUUUCUGUUCAGGAAACGACAGAAAGCUUGCCACAAAGCUUAAUGAGGACUCUUACGAUUUACUGUUCAACGAAUCGCUGAUUGCUCUAGCCGAGAAUCAGCCGAUAAUAGCUUUCGAGUACCUAGAGAAAGCAUCAGCUUUAGCAGCACAAGAUGGCCCCAAUGAUGAUCAAUUUGCUAUUGAGCUACAAAAAUCGUACGUCUUGCAAAUCCUCGGUGAAGAAAAAAGAUCGAAGAAGAUACUGACGAUGUUACUGGAGAAAAACAAGGCGGGGUCUCCAAAUUAUUUGUUGGCAUUCAGUAACUUGAAAUCUUUUGAAGAUAUUUCUAAGUACACCGCAAACAUCCCGCUUCUGCUACGCGAACUCAAUGUUUCUAAAAUGAGUGGCAUGGUAGACACUCUGGGCAAUGAGCAACAACAACGAGUUCUAAACAACAUAUUAUUUUUGAAUCUCUUCAGCAAUUCUAGUAUUCAAGCAAAGAAAUCCUUAGUGUCGAAAACGUUGGCGCAAUAUCAAAAAAACGUCGAGGACGUUGUCCUUGAGCCGUACCACACUCAAGCUAAAAAAAUGUAUCAUCACACUAUGUCAGCUAUUUCAUGUGGCACUGGAGGCAGUACUGUCGGAGUUGUGUUGUUGACUGUUCAAUUACAAGUCGUAGAAAAAGAAUGGGAGAGAGCCAUUAACUUGUGCGAGACUUUCCUGAACAAAUCGUCCCAAACGUUUCCUGUGGAAUCUCGUGUUGUUUGCUACUUACUGUUCCGCUUAUACCAGGAAACUGGCAGAACCAACUCAACAAACAUUUUACUGGCCAGACUUUUCGGUAUAAUGCAAGACGAAUAUGUCAAAGAAGAUCCCGAGUUCUGGAGAUUCGUUGCAUUUAAGCUGCUUUCCCAAGAGUCUUAUGAUAAAUCAGAGGCAAUUUUUGGCAAGCUACGGGCGUUGAGCCCGGAAUUGAGUCUAAUUAGGCCGGAAGCCAAUGAGGUGGAAGAGAUCAGGCCAGACUUGGAAUCUCUUGUUGAGAGCAUCGAUAUUGAAAGCAUUAAAAGUCAAGGCUUGACACCUUUUGAAGGGCAAAGUAGGCACCAGAACCAAGGAGGAUUGGGCAGAGUCGCCAAAAAAAGAAGAGUGCACAAAAAUAGGAGAAGACCAAAAGAUUUCGACACCUUAAAACAACCAAACCCGGAAAGGUGGCUGCCAUUGAAGGACCGUUCCGAUUUCAAGCCUAAUAAGAAAAUUGCCGCUAAGCAAACACAGGGUGGCUCCGCCAGUCGCAAGGGAGAUCAAAACCUUGAUAUUUCCAAAAAGUCCAAGACUAAGAAGAAUAGGAAAUAA
Molecule: messenger RNA, 1809 nt
Organism: Lachancea nothofagi CBS 11611
Lineage: Eukaryota; Fungi; Ascomycota; Saccharomycetes; Saccharomycetales; Saccharomycetaceae
Source: the annotation of a GenBank genome assembly